This is a messenger RNA of Mesitornis unicolor (brown roatelo), 972 nucleotides long. RefSeq names its product proto-oncogene Mas-like. Gene Ontology annotation, biological process: G protein-coupled receptor signaling pathway. NCBI's taxonomy places the organism in Eukaryota, Metazoa, Chordata, Aves, Mesitornithiformes, Mesitornithidae. The transcript has a single exon. The record is from RefSeq and is a predicted model, not a curated record. Gene Ontology annotation, molecular function: G protein-coupled receptor activity. Gene Ontology annotation, cellular component: membrane. Bases 1 to 972 code for a protein of 323 amino acids.
AUGGACCGACAUCCCAACGACACGAUCCAUGACUGGCACAUGGUGUCCCCAGCGCCCAUGGAGAGUGGGGAUGGUCACAACGAGACCAGGUGCUUUGCAGAACACAUCCCUGAAAUCGUCACUGGCAGCAUCACGCUGCUCAUCUGCCUGUGUGGGCUGGUGGGGAACGGGGCCAUCCUCUGGCUCCUUGGCUUCCGCAUCCACAGGAACCCCUUCACCGCCUACCUCCUGAACCUGGCCGUGGCCGACACCUGCUUCCUCUUCUGCACAUCGGCUUUCCUUGUGAUAUAUCACAUGCCCAUGCUCAGCUGCUUUCAGCCAAAGAUUUUGCAGGUGCUGCCACUAUUUCACUCCAUGGUGCUGCUCACGUACAGCACCAGCCUCUACCUCCUCACGGCCAUCAGCGUGGAGAGGUGUGUGGGUGUCCUCUGGCCCUUCUGGUGCCGAUGCCACCGCCCGAAGCUCCUGUCGGCCAUCGUGUGCAGCCUGCUGUGGGCCCUUGCUUGUGUCCUGGCCGGGUUGGUGUACUUCAUGUGUGACAUGGGUAACUCUGGACACUGCUGGAUGGUUCUUGGAACCUUGUGCUUUCUCAAUUUCUGCUUUUUCACUCCCUUUAUGGUUCUUUCCAAUGUGGUCCUCUUCAUCAAGCUUAGGCGCAGCUCUUGGCAACACCACCCAGCGAGGAUGUACACUGUCAUCUUCCUCACAGUUCUCUUCUUCCUCCUCUUUGGCAUCCCGCUCAGCAUCCAGAUCUUCCUCAACUUCUUUGUCUACAUCAGUUUUGUGUUUGAGGUCUGCCUGCUGCUGGCCUCUGUCAACAGCAGCACCAAUCCAAUUAUUUACGUCUUGGUUGGGAGCUACGGAAGGCCCAGGUUCAGGGGAUCUGUCAAAGUGGCUCUUCAGAGGGUCUUUGAAGAUAGGGCAGAUUCCCAAGAGGUGGGUGAGACCCCCAUGAUGGGAAUCACUGCCUAA